CUCAACACGACAAACACAGAAGCAGCAGUUUCUCUGUAAAGGCAUUCCGAGGAUUCCUCGCGCUCCAUCCUCUCUACCUGUCCGACAGGUGUAGCCGGCUGUCGCGACUGACGCGCUCCGUGGCUGACGAGAGGAAGGCGGCUCUGACAGGGGGACAAUUCAUGGUCAUCUAUGGGUGAGUGUCUGCGGAGAGCUUGCCCAUGUCUGGAGUCGCUAUGGCAGAGGAUUUUCACCGACAAAAAGCCUCCUGGACCAGAAGGAGGAGGAAGUAACGAUGGUGGAAGAGGAGGAGGAGGACAGGUGAGGGACAGCAGCAGUGAAGGCGGCAGUGAGGAGAGCCCACCGAGCCCGGCACCGCAGGACAGGGUGCCCGAGAGCGGCGCCAUCUACACGGCGCUGUGGUCGUUUGAGGCCCGGCACACGGACGAGCUGUCCUUCCAGGAGGGGGACAUGUUCAGUGUUGUGGACCGCAACGGGGACUGGUGGAAAGCGCGAAGGAUCGACAAGAACGGGUGCAUCCUGGACACCGGGAUCGUGCCCAAAAACUACUUGGACCGGGCCGAGUCCCUGCAAAUGCAACCAUGGUUUUUUGGGACAAUGAACCGCUUUGAGGCCCAAGGCCACCUGAUGGCACCAGGAAAUGACAAUGGAGCUUUCCUCAUACGACACAGCGAGAAAGACAAAGUUGGAUACGUUCUUUCAGUGAGGUCAGCCAGUCGGGUGAAGCAUUUUAAGGUCCUCAGUACAGCUGACAAUAAUUUUUACGUGGAGCCUAACCAACAGUUCGACUCUCUGAUCGAUUUGGUGGAGCACUACUGUGUCAACAGCCUGAGCAACAGCGGCACACUGGGAAUCCCCUGCAAGAGGAAAAAACCCGCCACACAAGAUCUGAAUCAUUUUACAGUGGAUGAGUGGGAGCUCCCGAAAGAGGAGUUCACCCUGGAGGAGGAGCUGGGCAGCGGCUACUUCGCUGACGUCUACCGCGGACGCUGGAAGAACCACAUUAACGUCGCCAUCAAGAUCAUCAAAAGUGACUCAGAGUUGAACCACCGUGAGUUUCAGAGGGAAGUUCAGAUCCUGAAGAGUCUCCGCCAUCGUCACCUCAUCUCUCUGUUUGCUGUCUGCACGGCCUCAGCGCCUUACUACAUCAUCACUGAGCUGAUGGAGAAAGGCAGCCUGCUCAGCUUCCUCAGAAGUCCAGAGGGGCAGCGUCAAGAUGUUGCGUCACUCAUUGACAUGGGCGCUCAGGUGGCUGAUGGGAUGUCAUACUUGGAGGAGAAGAACAGCAUCCACAGAGAUUUGGCGGCACGAAAUGUCCUGGUGGGGGAGGACUACAUCUGUAAGGUGGCCGACUUUGGACUGGCCAGAGUGAUAAAGGAGCCGUUCUACAUCACAGAAGAUAAGAAGAUUCCCUAUAAGUGGAGCGCUCCUGAGGCCAUCAGACAUGGGAAGUUCUCCAACAAGUCAGACGUCUGGUCUUUCGGUGUCUUGCUCUAUGAGAUUAUCACAUAUGGAGGUGUUCCAUACCCAGCCUUUAGCACCCAGGAAGUGUACCAGCAGGUAACCAACGGCUACAGGAUGCCAGCUCCGACCAAAUGUCCCGACUUUCUCUACAAAAUAAUGCUGAAAUGCUGGAGCUUCGAGCCCGCCAACAGGCCAGAUUUCAAGUACCUCCGGCUCAAACUGGACAGCGCCUCCUAUGAGUUGGAUCCUGACUUGUCUGACAUGGCGCAGGGAUCGUGAUCAGUUUUUCACUGAGGACUCUUUUUUUAACAAACUGAUUUUACAGACUUUUGCAUGGAAAAACUUGUGAGUGUUUGCAGUCGGCAAACCUGCAAAGCCUGAUGUAUUUUGUUCCGUCCACUAGGGCUGCAACUAUCAAUUGUUUUUAUUAUCAGUUACUCUGAUAAAUUUUUUUUUGGAGCUGUAACCUUUUGAAACGAACUGGCAACAAUAUCUAUAAUCAAUAAGCCAUUUUAGCUGGGGGGUUUUUGGGGUAAACUCCAAUAAUUUCCUGUUUCCAGCCUGUACAAUGUGAGAAUUUGCAGGUUUAUUAAGUCCUCUGUGAAAAUAAAUUAAAAUAUCUUUGGUCCAUAUCCUUUUGGUUCACUGGUAAGACAAAAAGACAUUUAGAUAUUUCAUUUGAGCUCUAAACAAACUGUCAAGGACAGACCAAACAAUUAAUCAGUUAAGUGCACAGUAUGUAAUUUCUCCCUCUGCCGGUCUCUCGAUCAAAACAUUAACAAAGACGGACUUUGAUGACACCCUGAAAUAGCAUGGGAUUAUGGGAGUUCUUUUCUCCAGUGUUAAAUAACCAUUCAGAAACGCUUCUAAAUCUAUUUAAACAACCACCAGUGCCAAUGAAAAUCUAUCUGAUGUUUUAUUUGUGUUAUGUUUAGUCACCUUUAGUCCUCCAUGUUAAUGAAACUGUUAACUUGCUAACUUAUCAUUAGUAUUAAAUGAGUCAAUAACCUAUACACUGAAGGCUACAGCUACUAUAGCUAGCAAACCAGCUAGCAAACUGAAUAAUGGGGUGGCACAGUACUGUUAUCUGUGCUCAGAACAGGUCACAAAAUAACAACAAACUAGCCAAUCCAGGAAGCUCCCGUGCUUUGUAAGAUAUUUAUUUUUUUAGUUUUAGUAAUUUAGUAAUCUUUAUUUCGAACAUGCAAACAAAUGAAUAAAUAAAUAAAAGCAGAAGAAAACAAAACAGAAACAGUAUUUGUAACAAGAACAAGUGUAAAGCUACUGAAUUAGAAAAAUAAUGUAUAAAUAAAUAAGUAAUAAUAAUACAAAAGCAAACAAUUUACAAUACAAACAAAAAAACAAAAAAGGGGGGUCUUGCACGAAGUGGUCUUGCAUUUACAUGUCCGAAAAGGAGUGGGCUGAAGCAAAAACGUAUUUAAUCCCAUAUAUGUGUAUGUAUAUGUAUAUAUAUAUAUAUACAUACAUAUACUGUCAUAUUAAUUAUCAAUUUAACUAAUCUAAAUAUUUAAUUCAGAUAUUGAAAAACAAAACAAAAUCAAAACAGAUAGACAGUAACUCAGAAAAGAACAAAUAAAGUAAACAAAUACACAACACCCAGCUGUGAUCAAUCCCCUUCAUCCCUGUACCUCGUGAAAAUCAAAUUUUUGUACAUCUUCUUAAAACACUUCAUACUUGGACAUCCCUUGAUCUCCUCACUCAAACUGUUCCACCGCUUCACCCCACAAACAGAAAUACAAAAACUCUUCUUUGUUGUGCGCACCCUAUAAUUUUUGAAAUUAAAUAAACCCCUUAAAUUAUAACUCCCUUCUCUUUCAGUGAACAGUUUUGAAUAUUAUGUGGUAGUUGAUUAUUUUUUGCUUUGAAUAAUAUUUGUGCCGUUUGAAAGUCCACCAGAUCUGCGAAUCUGAGUAUUUCUGACUGUAGGAAUAAUAUAUUUGUAUGAUCCCGGUAACCAGCCUUGUGAAUAAUCCUUAUUGCUCUUUUUUGGAGGAUGAAUAAUGAAUGUAUUAUAUUUUUGUAAUUAUUGCCCCAUACCUCUGCACAGUAACUUAAAUAAGGUGAAACCAGUGAACAGUAAAGAAUCCAUAGUGAAUUGUGAUCUAGAAACUGUUUGGCUUUGUUUAAUAUUGCUAUACUUCUUGAUACUUGGAAUGUAUGGUUCUUAUAUGUGGUUUCCAACUGAGUUUUUCAUCAAUAGUUGUUCCAAGAAAUUUGAUUUCCUUAACUCUUUCUAUAAUAACCCCAUUUAUUUGAAUAAUUAUUUGUGUUUGUCUUGUUGUUACCAAAUAAUAUUACUUUGGAUUUGUUCAAGUUUAAUGAUAAUUUGUUACUGUUGAACCAUAUUUUUAAUUUACUUAUUUCUGUUGUGAUGUCCUGCAAUAAUUCCAUUAAAUUAUCUCCAGAAAAAAAGGAUAUUUGUGUCGCCAGUAAACAAGACAAAUUUCAUUACUUUGGAUACAUUACAUAUGUCAUUGAUAUAGAGUAUAAAAAACUUUGGUCCUAAGACUGACCCCUGGGGGACACCACAAGUUAUGUCCAAGCAUGAAGAGGAACAAUCUCCCAGCUUCACAAACGGUCUCCUGUUACUUAAGUAGCUUUUAACCCAGUUUAAAACUAUACCCCUGAUGCCAUACCGUACCAGUUUUUUUUAUUAAUAUGUCGUGAUUUAUUGUGUCAAAUGCUUUCCUUAAAUCAAUGAAUAUUCCAACUGCAGUUUUUUUCUGCUCUAUGGAAUUGGUGAUUUCUUCAAUUAAUUCUAAUAAAGCCAGUGAUGUUGA
This is a messenger RNA of Epinephelus lanceolatus (giant grouper), 4265 nucleotides long. Its product is annotated as protein-tyrosine kinase 6. Gene Ontology annotation, biological process: protein phosphorylation. NCBI's taxonomy places the organism in Eukaryota, Metazoa, Chordata, Actinopteri, Perciformes, Serranidae. Gene Ontology annotation, molecular function: protein binding; ATP binding; protein tyrosine kinase activity. The record is from RefSeq and is a predicted model, not a curated record.